GGGUUUCUACAGGGUGGGGGCUAUUUUCUCUCUUUCCCCCUCUCUCUUUCUCUUUCUCUCUCUCCACGGGGUUGAGCCUUCUUCUCGUUUGCAGCCAUGGAGGCGGAAGGGAGCCAAGCGAUAUCUGGGAGCCCCAAUGACUCUCAGCACGACCCUGGUAAAAUGUUUAUUGGCGGCCUGAGUUGGCAAACAUCACCAGACAACCUUAGAGAUUAUUUUAGUAAAUUUGGAGACAUUAGAGAAUGUAUGGUCAUGCGAGACCCGACUACGAAGCGCUCCAGAGGCUUUGGUUUCGUUACAUUUGCUGAUCCGGCAAGCGUAGAUAAAGUAUUAGCUCAACCCCACCACGAAUUAGAUUCCAAGACGAUUGACCCUAAAGUUGCAUUUCCUCGACGAGCUCAACCUAAGAUGGUCACGAGAACAAAGAAAAUAUUUGUAGGUGGAUUAUCAGCUAAUACAGUAGUGGAAGAUGUAAAGCAAUACUUCGAACAGUUUGGCAAGGUAGAGGAUGCCAUGCUUAUGUUUGACAAGACUACCAACAGACAUAGAGGAUUUGGCUUUGUAACUUUUGAGAAUGAAGAUGUGGUGGAAAAAGUCUGUGAAAUCCAUUUUCAUGAAAUCAAUAAUAAAAUGGUGGAAUGUAAGAAAGCACAACCUAAAGAAGUGAUGUUUCCGCCAGGGACGAGAGGAAGGGCUCGUGGAUUACCAUAUACCAUGGAUGCUUUUAUGCUAGGGAUGGGAAUGUUGGGUUAUCCGAAUUUUGUCGCAACCUAUGGCCGAGGAUACCCUGGAUUUGCCCCCAGUUACAGUUAUCAGUUCCCAGUGCUUACCGUGGGAUCUUCAAUCAAACCCAGUUACCCAGCCCUAUUACCAUAUUUAAAUGCAAGUUUUCCGGCAGCAGCCUACGGACCAGUAGCAGCGGCAGUGGCAGCAGCAAGAGGAUCAGGUAGGGGGGGCCGUGGAAGAGGCGGCUACAUGGCAUACCUUCAGAAUGCAGGGCCAGGGAUCCCCGAUUACGGUUUCUAUUCUCCGCCCGGUGACCAACGGGCUCAAUUAUCCUACGCGGACUAUGGUUCCAUGGGGCCUCGGGUGGCUCAGAUGCUUCGUAGCGAGCACCCUGCUUCAGCGAGUAACUCCCCCCUUCACCACCUUCCCAGCCCGGAUCAAUUUAAAAGCCCAGUCUUGAAUAGCUACAGUGCUCAACCGAAUUUUGGCGCACCCGCUUCCCCGGCAGGCUCCAACCCAGCCCGGCCCGGAGGAUUCCCAGGGGCGAACAGCCCGGGUCCCGUUGCAGACCUCUACGGUACAGCCAGUCAAGACUCCGGUGUUGGUAACUACAUAAGUGCUGCCAGCCCCCAGCCAGGCUCCGGCUUUGGGCAUGGAAUUGCUGGGCCUUUGAUUGCAACGGCUUUUACAAAUGGAUACCAUUGAAACGUUACACAGGGUUGGUUGCCAUCUCACUUGGAGAGUAUAUCUGGAUGUCCAGGCAAGACAGGGCGAAGUUUCUGAAUGGUUCCAUGUUUAGGUGAUACAUCAUCAAUCAGACUUUGAGCAUUGCAUCAUCACCAAUAACCCACACAAACUGGAGGUGGCAUUCAGCGGACUUGGGUUGUCCACAAUCUCUAUCAUCUCACAAACCUGCUGUACUAUAUAGAACAACAGCUUUUUAAAGAAAAGAAUAUGUGUAUAUAUAUAUAAUCCAUUUUGUUCAUUUUAUUAUUUUUCUUGAUGUUUUUUCCCCUUUGAAAUCUAUUUUAAUCACUCUUUUGUAGUAUUUUGACAUAGGCUUGUAGUCACGUAGACCUACUACUUUGUGUAUUUAGAAAAAGCCUAACCAUAAUAUAACUGUUUAUAUAUUACGAGGAUUUAUUUUUUGGGGGCGGCUUUGCUUUUUAAUAACCUCCCACCCCUUUAUUUUGUUUUAUGUACUUUCGUCGCUUAAAAGAAGCUGAAGUGGUAACACGAUUCUCAGUUGACUGGUACCAAUUCUGAAGCUAAAAAAACUUUUUUCAGGUGGAAUUUAGCACACACUGAAUUUAGAAGUAGAGCAAGCAAGACAAGUGAGCGGACAUAUUCUAUUUAUGCUGUAUAGGGAAUGGGAGGCUGGCUCAGUAACAAGAUCUCUAGCAGUUCUUUGUAUUAGUUAACCUAAUUAUAUCUAUUUUCGGCAAUAAGGCAAGGACCACAAAGUUUUUUGUGCGUCCUUUUUCUAUAAGUGCAUUUUUUUUGUUGUUGAAAAAGAGGCGAUAUAAGGUUUUUUGAAAUUGUGAUUUCUGAAAAAUAAUAAUACUGUAAAUACAAUUCCAUUAACUUACAUAUAAACUAUUAAAAAAGAGAAAUGCAUAAUAUUUUUGUGAUGGAGUCAGACUAAGGCAGUUUCUGUACUGAACGGAAGAAAAAGACAAAGAUUAGGGGCCCCCGAUCUGCUGGAAGCUUCUCUUCUGCAAGUGCUUUGGCGUGAACAGAAGAGGCCCAAGGGCAGGGAACUGCCCUUCCUGGCUCCCGUUCAUCUCGCCAGCACAUGGAACGGCAAAGCUCCCAGUGGGUCGCACCCUGACAUUUUUAAACGUUUGAGAUCGACUGCCAGAGCUGGCCCAUAGCAGUUAGAUCAACACUGUUUAGCUUGCUCUGUAGGUGUUAGACCUUAUAACUGUACUAGCGUCAUACCAGCAUAUUAACUAGACAUCUGUGCACAGCUUAUAAAGUAACAGUCUAGUUACAUUUUUAAGUUAAGAAGGAGGAAAAAAACUGCUUUUCCCAAGAUUGAAAAAGCUACAAAUAUAAUAUUUAAGACGGUAUUUAAAAAUCCAAGCACACUUUUUUUAACCAUUCUUUAGAUCACCUGACUGACUGUCCAUCCAUUUCAGCCACCCUGACGCCUUCUAUAGCUCUCUGGCCAAGCGAGUCCACUUGGAAACUCCCACGCUGUGGGCAGGGGGUGCAAAUUAAGCCUUGCAUCUUCUCACCUCAUCCAUUCUUUCCUAUAUUAACAAAUUAGGGAAAGCAAAGGUUGUUUUUUUUUAAAAAAAAGAAAAUAUUGUUCUGAAUACCUCAGUGCUACAAGUUUAUCACCCUAGACGCAAGAGAAGAUUUAAUUUAUUGUAGAUGAAAACAGAUUUGAAAAAAAAAUGUAUAAAAAACAUCAUUGCACUGUGACUGGUAGGGAAAAACUGACAAUUUCCAAUUUGCACAUGUUUAAUGUUUGGCUGUUAUAUAUAUGGUCCUCUGCUGGGGAGGAGUCUUAUGAAGGAUAUUUUUUAAUUUAAUUUUUUAAAUAUGGGUCAAAUAGGCCAGCAACAGCAACUCGAAGUACAACACAGUAGGUGAUAUUACAAGCAUAACUAUAGUGUGGAUAUAUUCUUUUUUUUAACAUUAAUAUUGACAAGGUUUAUUAAUAUUUUUUUAAAUUGUUACGUUUAUAAAUUUGGUACUCUAGGUACAGCCAGAAUAAGACACUGAAUGCGACAUUUGUUAAGAGAAAAAAAAGCUGCUGCGCUCCUAUUUUUGUAAAACUUUACUAACAAGUAGGCUAACAUAGUUGUUCAAUAGACAAGUUAGAGCAAAGCAUCUUUGAACACUCACCGAGGCACCAUAAUGCUAACCGUAAGGAGGGGGGGGAGGGUCUUGUUUUUAAACAACAAAAAACAUGGGUUUCUUUGUUUGUUGUUGGUUUUGGGUUGUUUUUUGUUUGUUGGUUGGUUGUGUAAUGUCUUUGGUUGUACUAUUAUUAUUAUUAUUUUCUUAUUUCAAAACAACCAGGUUUAAAAGCCAGAAUGCUGGACGCUUUUUAAAAUGGAGACUUGAUCAAGUAGUACACUAAAUAAUAAUAAUACUAUUAAUAAUAAUAAAGAAAGAAAAGUAAUUAACUGCAAACCAAAUUCCCUGAGAGUCAAGUGUGUAAAAAAAAAGUCAGGGAAUUUUUUUUAUUACUCUUUAAUCAAUGUAGAUGACAUCAGAGUACCACCUAUCAGGGACGACCUCUCUGAAGGCUCCUUUCAAAUGAUGUAGAGUUCUCCCUCCCAGGAGCUCUGCGCAGCUCCCAUUCAUUUCAAUGGAGCUUUCCUGUGAGGAGUUCCCGGGAGCGUGUGCCUGUACUGUAUACUACCAUGUGUUCCUCCUCGUCAUUCAUUCCCUGUCACCUCAUAGCAGAUUAUUUGAUCAUUGUUGUAUGUUAAUAAUGUAUAAAAAUGACUAUCUUGUAAGAGUGCUGUCCUGAUGCUAGUGUAGUGACAAACCCCAACCCCUUCUCUUUUCUUCUCUUUCUUCCUCUUCUAGUACAUAUUGGUAGUUGUAUCGUAAUUAAGGUUAAAUACAUAGAUGUAGUUAUUCAGAUUUAGGACCAGUAAGGAUAGAACUUUCUCUUAUUUAAGACAAAACGAAAUGCUAAUAAUUUUGGGCAGGUGUUUUUUUAAAACUUAAAUUUUCUUUUUGUGUUUUUUUCUUUCUGCUGAUCUCAUGUGGUUUCAACUAACCAAAGGUCUCACAAUGUUAAAAAAAGAAGAAGAAGGAAAAAAAUGCUAGCAAAACCGCUGCGGCAUUUUAUAGAUUCCCCCACCCUUUGACUUUUAUAAAGAGGGUGUGCCAUACUACCUUAAAUGCUAACGCUAGAUAUGCAAAACUGGAUUUUUUUAAUUUAUUUUUUAAAAUAAAAAAAGAGGGAGGCAUGGUAUAAUAAAAUGAUUUUACUAAGAGAAAAAAUAUUUUUUUAAAAAAGAAUGCUCAGAAGAAAAAAAUUGAUAACCUGUGUGAAUAUGUUUUAGAUGUUUCUAUACCUUUUGAAAAGCCCCAGUGGCCCAUAGCACAACUUGUGUGGAACCUGGUAUGUUUCUGAAGUGGCUUCCUAGGCUAAGGUUCAUUUUAGUUCCCUCACUCAUCUAGAAAUCUGUUUCAGAGGAUUUGGGUUCCUUUGUUUGUUUUUGAAAACAAUUAAUUUAGCACAGAAGGCUCAGCUGCGUCAUUAUUUUAGUCAAGGUGAGCAGGCAAAAAGCCCCAUCUUCAGCAUCUCAUCAUUUUGUUCCAAACUUCCCCUUCCAAACAAUGCCUUGGAGUUAGCAAAAACCAAAAUGCAGGAGCAGAAUGGUGUAAACAGGGAUUGAAAAGCACCACUCAAGUACUGUGGUGGAUUCUUUACACACCUCCAUGGAGGAAGCAUUGGAAAAUGCUGCUUUGUGCCUCAAGUUAAAAGUUAAUUUUUAAAACAAUCUUGUGAAAAACCAGAGGCCAGGAAACUCUAUGAGAAAUUCUCUGCUUGUUUCCGUGGCGUCUGGAUGUCAAAAUUGAUCUAAAAGUUUGGAAAGAGCUUGGCAUGAAAUCCUGGCAUACUUUUCUUUUUUGCUACUGACUUGAACAGAGGGCCAGAAUUUCACUCACGGGAUAUUGGGAGUUUUUAAUUCACAUUGCCUGUUUCUCCUCCCACCGAAGGUGUGGAGAGGGGAAACAAAACACACCCCAUCCAAUCUUAACUUGAUUAAAAUGAAGAGCAACCUGUCCCUUUUUUGUUUCCUAUUCUACAUAAUGUUCAUUUUAAUUUGAAUUUGUAGCUUGGACUUUAAGGUAGCAUGGCUCUGUUGCUGUAAUUUUUUUCCCCUUGUACAGCAGUAUAUACACAAGCUGAUGAAUGUUACACAUCUUGCUAGGCUAGUUGAAUCAUUGGGUAAUUGUUGGUAAAUAAUAAUGACCUGAAAGGUGUACAGACUUUUUUUAAUUUUCUCUUCUCCAUCACCCCAGCUAUUAACCCUGUACGAUUCUUUCAAUCUUGAGUGUGAAUGAGGGCUAGGGACUCCAGCCACCAAACCACCCUGUUUCAUUUGCCAUCUAAUUCAAUGCAACAUAAAACAAAACUAAAGCAAUAUAGUUUUCCUACAUUUUUUUCUUGAAGGUCAGCCAUGGUUGUGUAAUAUAUAUAUUGCAUAUGAAAUUGUUUACAAAAAAAAAAUACUAACUACUUAUUUUUUACUCUUGGGUGUAUUUGUUUUGAAAGGUUUCCUUUUUGUUUUGUUUUGGGUUUUUUUCUGAAAAGCAAAAUGGUUGGAAGAGCAAACUGAAGCUAGUCUAACUAUGUUUUGAGUGACAGGGGGCCUUAGACACACUGGCAGAUUCCCAAAAAAUCUGCAUCAAUACACUGUAGAGUUUCAUAAAGUGCGCAGAAUCUAAUUCCAAUCCAUUUUCUCACUGUGUGCAAGCACUACAUGAGAUUCUGCAAGCUAAGCAAUACUUUAAUACUGUAAUAAAAAAAUUACCAAAAAAUAAAAGGAAUUCAAAAUCAAAGUGAUCUGUUUGCCAGUUACCAAACAAUCAGAAUGUAUUGUCUUGAUAGAAUUUUGUUUCAGACAAAAACAAACAAACAAAAAAAGAAGUCACCCGUGCUAUAGAAUAACCUGUGUUUGUACAUAUGCCAACACCACCACACAUGUGUGGGAUGUGAGUGUCAAUUGAAUUCUAGUGAUAGCAAAAUAAUCUCACUGUAUAUGUUGUACGUUUUGAAUUCCAUCAGUAAAUCCAAUGCAAAGUCUCAGCAUUUUCAGGUGGUUCUAAAUGUACUUAAUCAACAAUGACACAGUGGCCAGGCCUAGCCCCUUCCUUUUAUAUUUUAGUAUGAACUGAUGCGAACUUUGGUAGUGACUUUUUAUAUACAUAUAUAAAUAUAUAUAUACAUACAUAUAUAUAUAUACGUGUAUCUAUAUAUAUCAAGCAUCUUUCAGGUCUCUGUGUAUGGCUUUCCGAAGCCCUGUUGUAAAAAUAUACUACAUGGAUGGGGGUCUCUCACAUCACAGAUGUGGAAAGUAUAAUUUUAUAUUUGUAUUUUCAAAUAAAUAAGUUUGUGAAAGGUUUCCAUCCUCUACUGUGGUCCAGAAAAUCAAUGUGUUUGUCUCAGAAAAAAAUAAUAAAAAAAUCUGUUUUGAA
Molecule: messenger RNA, 6903 nt
Organism: Podarcis muralis (Common wall lizard)
Lineage: Eukaryota; Metazoa; Chordata; Lepidosauria; Squamata; Lacertidae
Gene: MSI2
Product: musashi RNA binding protein 2
Biological process (GO): central nervous system development; regulation of translation
Cellular component (GO): cytoplasm
Molecular function (GO): mRNA binding
Source: RefSeq, a predicted model, not a curated record